Messenger RNA from Labrus mixtus (cuckoo wrasse), 1209 nucleotides. It is a transcript of the gene crb3b, whose product is annotated as crumbs homolog 3b. Bases 159 to 413 code for a protein of 84 amino acids. The record is from RefSeq and is a predicted model, not a curated record. The transcript has 2 exons. Lineage: Eukaryota; Metazoa; Chordata; Actinopteri; Labriformes; Labridae.
GUGACGAAUCUCAUUUGCAUAUGGACAGGCAGGACAGGUGAGCGCGAGGUACACUAGUUUCAGUUACAAAUUCUGCUGGAUUAUGAGUUUUGUCGGUUCCCCGGAGCUUCUCUCGUUGGAUCAGAGUCACCGAGGAGCACGUUGGCCGUUUUACCUGGAUGUGUACCAAGCGGCAGCUGUCGGUCACCAUGGCGAUACAGGUGUUAGUCUCUUCUGUGGAGUCAGUGUUGGUGCCCGCCGUGCUGUCUGUGCUCAGCCUGGCUCUUCUACUGCUGCUGUGUGUGAUCAGGAAGAAGAGACGCAUGGAGGGAAUGUACAGGCCCAGUGCGGAGGAGAAGAAACAGACGGGAGCGGCCGGUUCUGAGAAACCCGGCCUCCCUCUGCCGCUGCCCAAAGAAGAACGCCUCAUAUGACGAACGUGAAGAAGCGGACACACACACACAUCAUGACCAUGGGCAAACCUGAGGAUUAAUACCUCUUGCUUUCAAAAGUUUCAUGGACCCGUCUUUUCUCUUCAGACACUCGGAACACUGUUUGUCCCGCACAUUUUCUUUCUGGGUUAAUAAAUACAGCGCUCAGCCUACCGGUGCUGUCACCUGUCUCACUGCAUGGAAAAUAUGACUCAUGGAGUUUCUGUUCUUGGCAUGAGCUCAAGUGUUUGGUGUUGUUGUAUCUGUUAUUUUUCUUAUAUGUAUUUAUGUAAAACAUAUCAUUUUUUCACUAUUUCAAAUUAUGAAGGAUAUUGAUUAAAACACCAAUAAUGACUGUUAUGCACUUUAUGUUAUGCUCUGAGUGGCAACGUUUCUGAAAAUAAUAAAAAUCACUUUGUAUGAAACACGAGUAGUUCUGAGAGUAAAACAGGAAUGUUCCAAGAAUGAUUAUUAGCCCCAUGAUGUAUUACUUUUUGUUGGGAAGUAGCCAAUGUAGAUCUUUCUUUACACACUAAGAAAAUAUCCACGUAUGAGGACAAUUCUACAAUUAAUUCAGCAAAGACUUUUAUCCAAAGUGUAGGACGUCAGAGAGUAGGCACAUUACAAGCAAAGGAUCUAGAGAAGGAAACAUAGUGAGUUAGUCAUUUGUAAAACAACUUCACUGUUGUAGAAAUUAUUUCUUUAUUUCAACCAUCCUGCAUAUUUGCAAGUCUGAGUAUAAUUCAUCAUUUUGUCAUAUUAUAAAAUACAAAAAAACAAAUAAAUAAAAUCAAUUAUU